Messenger RNA from Folsomia candida, 2008 nucleotides. RefSeq lists its product as uncharacterized. The coding region runs from base 716 to 1528 and encodes 270 amino acids. The record is from RefSeq and is a predicted model, not a curated record. The transcript has 4 exons. Lineage: Eukaryota; Metazoa; Arthropoda; Collembola; Entomobryomorpha; Isotomidae.
GUAAUGCGAGAGCUCCUCCUGGAGUAAGAAAAGCUUGGUGCGUCAACAAAGUGGAUGAAACUUUACAUGCUUACCUACAUAUGUACUCUACUAUUAAUAGUCGUAGCAGCAGUUUUUGAUAUUUUGUAAUGGUAGUAAGUACACACCUCGUACAGUCUGGAAAUAGUGGAGACGUGAAGAAUGAACGUAUAAGAAAGCCCUUAGCGUGGCUCAUACCUUGCAGGUUACAAUUGUAGGCACUUGGAAAGGGAGAGUCGACUGAGUGAACCCUAACUCAUGUUACGUUGAGAAUGGAAAGGGACAUGCAAUAAAUUUAAUAAUGGGAAGCCAAUGUUUCAUGAAUGGGUUUGUGGAGUGGGCCCUCCGCCCGGUAUUCGACAGGAAGGAAGGAGAAACAUUUCCAUGAUUGCACGCAAUAAUUGCUAGCCACCCUUUUCGAUCUCACUCAACUCCGGCUUUGUGCUGCUAUUGCUCGUUCAAAUUGGUCGAAUGUAAUAUUCAAUAUUCAACGAUGGUAAUGAGAAUCGUCACGUCAUGAGCGGUAUUCGGACCGAUUGCCUAGUUUAUCUAGUUAUGAGUUGUCAUGUUGAAUAAAUGUGACAAAAAUUGAAUGUUUUUCGAGGAAUGAAAAUUUUGAAAUAAUUUUGAACCAGCAUAUUAUAGCUUAUUUUGCAAGUUGUGUCCCCCUUUUUGUACAGGUGCGUUUUUGUAAAGGAUGGCGGAAGGGAGAAAUCCGACCUUGGGAUGUGGCUUUGGCUGUGUGGGCGCCCGGUGUGGGUGGGUUCCGCCCCCUCGUCUCGUUUUCCCCAGAAGAGAUCCCUUAAUCGACGCCGUGGGGAGGACGGAUAACCCGUGCGACCGCCCCGCUCGAUGCCCUCCCUGCUGCAAACCGACUCCGAAGUUCCGACUGCCAAGAGAAAAGCCCGAGUGUGACAUCAACUGCUACCGACAGGAGCAGGCGGAGGCCAAGAUCCAAGAAUAUUGGGAACAACGUCAAAAAUAUUUGGACCGCUACUGCCCGUGCCCCCCUCCACAGUGCGAGAUUGAAAUUCUGGACCCAUGCAAAUACCCCGUGGCAGUAGAAAUGCCUGAGGACGAGUCUCCUGAGAAUGUGUGGCGUCUAAAGGACCAACCAUGUAGAACAAAUAUAAUUGCCGGAUUUUUCAAUCCCAACGACAACGUUCCAAUCGAAGAGAUGCGGAGGCGACGGUGCGACCCAUUCUUCAAAUCCUGUGGACCCGAUGGUCUUGCUCCCUACCCUUGUCGAGGAGUGAUCAAUUCUCCCAGGCAGGCAUGGGUAAGUCUGGCUCAAGAGCAGCGUCUGUGCGUUCCGGAGGAUUGUGAGGGGUCACCAUAUCUGGACCCCGACUACCUCGCUCAACAACAGCAGAUUCGCGACCAGAUGGAGCAAGAAAAGAGGUUGGAAAGGGACCAGAAGAGUAUGUUGACCCGGUCAAACCAACAUCCAUGCUGCCCUGAAAAGUUCUCUCAGAGUCCCUACUGCCUCUGCAACAAAAAUUUUUGCUAAUUCGCCACCUCUGGAUUUGUGCACGCUUCCAAAAUUUGAUAUGAUUUGUUGACUAAGAAAAGAUAGAAAAUAGUAAAUAAAGAGUGAAUUUCAGACACUUUUAUAACACGGGCUCAAAAAGAGAGAGGAAUAUGACACGACAAAAGAGUGAAUUUAUUUAAAACAAAAGUGAUCAAGUUUUCACGAACCCCGUCGUUAUAUUUUAUCCCUUAACACAGAUUAUCAUUAUUUUAUUACUGUUUGCAGUUGUAAUUAAUUAGAGAUAUAUAUAUUUUCUACUUUACAUAAUAAUAAUAUACUCCUCGCUUUGAAAUCGACUGAUUCACAGGACAAAUAAUCAUUUUAUACGUCACAGAGUCGUCUAGAAAUAUCUGGCGAUUUUUUAUAUAGAAACAUCAGUUUAGUGUUGUACAGUUGUAGAUUGCAGACUUAUACAAAAGGGUUGGUUUUGAUAGAGGUACGUACAUAAUAAUAAUAAAA